AUGUGGCUGCAGGGGCUGAGCCGGCAGCUGUCUUUGGACCUGCAGCGCCAGGUCCCCGAGGGGCUCGUGGCUCCCGGCGUCGGCUGGUCGCUGGUGCUGGGCUUCGGGGUCGCAUACGCCUGCUACUACCUCAGCAGCAUCGCCAAGAAACCUGAGCUGGUGACUGGCAGUAAGAGCUUCCACCACUUUCUACAGGACUAUUGCCCAGUAGUGACAGAAACCUACUAUCCCACUGUGUGGUGCUGGGAGGGCCGUGUGCAGACUCUCCUGCGUCCUUUAAUCACAUCUCGACCAUAUGUGCAAUACAGGAAUGAGCUCAUUAAAGCAACAGAUGGAGGACAGAUUUCCCUGGACUGGUUUGAUAAUAAUGACAGCAUAUUUUACCCGGAUUCGAGCACCCGACCCACGAUCCUGCUGCUGCCCGGCCUCACAGGAUCAAGCAGGGAAUCCUACAUUCUCCAUAUGAUUCAGCAAAGCAAAGAACUGGGCUUCAGGUGUGUGGUUUUUAACUAUCGAGGAGUUGCUGGUGAAAAUCUCUUGACACCAAGGACAUAUUGUGCUUCUAAUACAGAGGAUUUGGAAGCUGUUAUUCAUCAUAUAAACAGUUUGUACUCCUCAGCUCCAUUUGUGGCAGCAGGUGUUUCUAUGGGAGGCAUGCUUCUUGUAAACUACUUGGGCAAAAUUGGCACAGGAACACCACUGAAGGCAGCUGCAGUAUUUUCAGCAGGGUGGAACGUUUUUGAUUCUGUGGACUCACUGGAAAAACCUGUGAACUGGCUUCUCUUUAAUUAUUAUUUAACUAGCUGUCUACAGUCUUCAGUUAUUAGGCAUCGGGAAAUGUUUGAAAAGCUAUUUAAUAUGAACCUUGUCAUGAAGGCUAAGACCAUCAGGGAAUUUGAUAAACAAUUCACUUCUGUCAUGUUUGGCUAUCCUACAAUUGAUGAUUACUAUGCAGAUGCUAGUCCAUUUCGUAGACUGAAGACCGUUGGAAUUCCAGUGUUGUGCUUAAAUUCUAUGGAUGAUGUUUUCUCACCAAAUCAUGCCAUACCAGUAGAGAUGGCAAAACAAAAUCCAAACGUGGCCUUGGUCCUUACUUCCUGCGGGGGCCACAUUGGUUUUCUGGAAGGGCUGUGGCCAAGAAAAUGCACCUACAUGGACAGAGUCUUCAAGCAGUUUGUUCAAGCUGUGUUUGAGCAUGGAAGCAAAAUCCUUAAUAUGUAACAAUUUAGCAGGACUAUCAUUGCAGCACAGUGGCAUUUUAUGAUCAGGGUAAUUAAAUGUACUGCACAUGAUUUAGCAA
Molecule: messenger RNA, 1300 nt
Organism: Euleptes europaea (tarantolino)
Lineage: Eukaryota; Metazoa; Chordata; Lepidosauria; Squamata; Sphaerodactylidae
Gene: ABHD3
Product: abhydrolase domain containing 3, phospholipase
Exons: 9
Coding region: 1-1221 (406 amino acids)
Biological process (GO): medium-chain fatty acid biosynthetic process; phosphatidylcholine metabolic process; medium-chain fatty acid catabolic process
Molecular function (GO): monoacylglycerol lipase activity; acetylesterase activity; A2-type glycerophospholipase activity
Source: RefSeq, a predicted model, not a curated record